Molecule: messenger RNA, 792 nt
Organism: Lachancea fermentati
Lineage: Eukaryota; Fungi; Ascomycota; Saccharomycetes; Saccharomycetales; Saccharomycetaceae
Source: the annotation of a GenBank genome assembly
AUGGCAGGCCUUUCAUUCGAUAACUACCAAAGAAAUCAAUACCUCACAUGCAGUACUAAUACUAAGGCUCAAGCCACGUCUACUGGUACAACAAUCGUGGGCGUAAAGUAUGAUGGCGGAGUUGUGAUUGCAGCAGACACAAGAUCUACUCAAGGACCCAUUGUUGCCAACAAAAACUGUGCCAAACUACACAAGAUGGCGCCAAAGAUUUGGUGUGCUGGUGCAGGUACAGCAGCAGACACAGAAGAAGUUACAAAGCUAAUUGGUUCGAAUUUAGAAUUGCAUUCCUUGUACACCAGCAGGGAACCACGCGUGGUGGCAGCUUUACAGAUGCUUAAACAACAUCUUUUCAAGUACCAAGGUCAUGUAGGUGCAUACCUAAUUGUGGCGGGUGUUGACCCAACCGGUGCGCAUCUGUUUUCCAUUCACGCACAUGGGUCAACUGACGUUGGCUACUACCAAAGUUUGGGAUCUGGGUCCCUUGCAGCGAUGGCGGUAUUAGAGUCGAAGUGGAAACAAGGUUUAACUAGAGAAGAGGCGAUUGAACUUGCAGCGGAUGCAAUUGAAGCAGGUAUCUGGAACGAUCUGGGUUCAGGUUCGAACGUUGACGUGUGUGUAAUGGAAAUUGGAAAGGACGCACAAUACCUAAGAAACUAUAGAACACCCAAUGUUAGGGAGCCUAAGCAACAGAGUUACAAAUUUGCCCGUGGUACUACAGGUAUUUUAAGUGAAAGAGUACUAGACAUAUGUCAAGUCGAAGAGCAGACGGUAGAUAUUGAAUUAGAGGCCUGA